CAAAAGAAAAGUGUGCUGUAAAUAAAUCAACUGAGGCUGAGAGAGACACACCUGGAGUCAAGCUACUGGAGGCUGGACGCACAACUGAAGGAGUCCAGGCAGGGCUCAGCGUUUUCUUCGCAACUGUGACCAGAACAAAAUACCUGAAGAAAAGUGCAGAAAUGGAGGUGAAUGAGAACAGCAACCUCACACUUUGAGAAGAAUUGAAGAAAAAGAAAAGCUUACAGAGAGAUACAAGAGAGGAGAGUCACCAGGAGUCAAAACAAAAGAAGCCUCACGUACAAGAAUAAACAAUUAGAGCACUUUCCAAAGAUCUGAGAGGAUUUCUCGAGCACCUUCAGAGAUCUUCCCAGCCCCCCUACGUCAUGGCCUCUAUGGGGAUGCAGAUGCUGGCCAGCGCCCUGUGUCUCCUAGGUUGGGCAGGGGUCAUCACCAGCUGCAUACUGCCCAUGUGGCGGGUCACGGCCUUCGUGGGGAGCACCAUAGUUACCUCCCAGACCAUCUGGGAGGGCAUCUGGAUGACCUGUGUGGUGCAGAGCACAGGGCAGAUCAGUUGUAAACCUUACGAGUCUCUCCUGGCUCUCAGCGGAGACCUGCAGGCCGCCCGGGCUCUCGUCGUCCUCGCCAUCGUCACGGGCAGCGCAGGCCUCGUUCUGGCCUUCGUUGGAGGGAAGUGCACUCGCUUUUUGGAUGAAGAAGGAGGCGGGGUCAAGGGCAAGGUGGCAGUAGCAGCGGGGGCCGUUUUGAUUGUCACAGGGUUGCUGUGUUUGAUUCCCACAUCAUGGGCGGCCGGGUCCGUGGUGAAGAGGUUCUACAGCGCCACCGUAGAUGCUCAGCGGAGGGAGAUUGGAGCCUCUAUCUACAUCGGCUGGGGAGCGUCCAUCCUGCUUAUUCUGGGAGGGGGUUUGUUCAUCAGCUCCGCGUGCCCCCUCAAUGCCCACAACACAGACAAGAGCCCCUCUGUCCGCUACCUGGUGGUCCGCUCCUCCAACGGGUCCAGCAGGGCAGCUCAACCCAGCAGAGUACCACCAGCAAAAUCUCAGCCUGUCGGGGCGGUGCUUCCCAGGUCUCAAAGCUACGAUGGAGCUUCAACGAAGCCCCCACUGUACACAAGACCUCCGUGGGAGAACGGGCCCGUGCCGGACUCGAGACCGGAGUCAGAAGGAUCAUCGACAAAGUCUCACAUGAAAAGAGCGGAGUCAACAAAGUCUGAAAACAGUGAGGCGCCGUCUACAAAGUCUCAGCUGAAACGAGCAGAAAUGGAAGAAAUGUUAUCAGUUCAGAGCGAUAAUGAGGAUGCGUCCUCAAAUCCAGCAAGAACAUACUUAUGAUAUGACACUCAAAUGUGUAUACGCUCUUACGUGGUAAACACACAAUACAGAAGUUUUGCAUAUACGUAGGUGUUAUUUAGUAGUAGAAGUUUACUUAUUUUGUGACAAUGUACUGAGGAAAAGUAGUUCAUUGUAUUCAUCUAGUU
Molecule: messenger RNA, 1477 nt
Organism: Cyclopterus lumpus (lumpfish)
Lineage: Eukaryota; Metazoa; Chordata; Actinopteri; Perciformes; Cyclopteridae
Product: claudin-4-like
Exons: 1
Coding region: 366-1331 (321 amino acids)
Biological process (GO): cell adhesion; bicellular tight junction assembly
Cellular component (GO): bicellular tight junction; plasma membrane
Molecular function (GO): structural molecule activity
Source: RefSeq, a predicted model, not a curated record